UCUCUCUCUCCCCCCGUGUUUACACAAUAAAAACAGAAGAUUUUGGACUGGAAGACUACCGCUAGUCUUUUAGACUUGUUCCCUUUGGCUUCUUUUUAAACCCCUCUCAUCGCUUCCAUUUCCACCAAAUAUUAUUCAGCCACAACUAAAAAUGGAGCUAGCUCUGAGCUUAGGGGAUGCUUCAAAGCCGUUUCUCUUUCUCGACAAAGCUCCAAAGAUGGGCGGCAACAUGGAUAUAGGGUUUUGCAUGGGCUUGGGGACUGCUGCUUUCAGUGCUGCACGAUCGGAUGAGAGUAGCAGAAAGAGUACCUAUGAAGUUUAUGAUCAGGAUGAGAGAAGAAGUAGGAUUUCAUCAGAUCCACCUCUUCAGCUUAAUCUCUUGCCUUCUGCUCCAGUUCCUCGUAGCCACGUUUCUUCUCAGCUUCGCUUCCCAUGGCUUACUGAUAAUCUGGCUGUGUCUGAACCGGCCGGUUCAUCAGAUGGACCGGGAAUAGGGUUGGAUGUGAACCGGAUGCCGGGAGUGUUGGCCUCGGCUGAGGAGGCCGAAGAUGCGGCGGCUCCGCUGUCAUCUCCGAACAGCACGGUUUCAUCGUUUCAGAUGGAUUUUGGAAUGAGAAAUGGAGGAAGAUCGAGCAAGAGAGAUUUGGAUGUUGACGCCGACAGAGCGAGUGAUGACGAGGAGAACGGGUCAACUCGGAAGAAACUCAGGCUUUCUAAAGAUCAAUCGGCUUUUCUUGAAGAGAGCUUCAAAGAGCACAGCACUCUCAAUCCUAAGCAAAAACUUGCUCUGGCUAAACAGUUGAAUCUUCGUCCACGGCAAGUGGAAGUGUGGUUUCAGAAUCGAAGAGCAAGGACAAAGUUGAAGCAGACAGAAGUAGAUUGUGAGUACUUAAAGAGAUGCUGUGAAACACUGACAGAAGAGAAUAGGAGGUUACAGAAGGAACUGCAAGACUUGAGAGCUUUGAAGACUUCUCAGCCUUUCUACAUGCAGCUGCCUGCCACCACACUCACCAUGUGCCCCUCAUGUGAACGCGUGGUCACCACCGCCUCAGCCAACACCUCCACCACCACCACCACCAACCACCACCACCACAUAAAGUCUGCUCUGAACAACAACAAGCCAAGGUUAAAUCCAUUUACUGCUGCUCAAGUCCACAUACAGCAGCAUCAAGGUGCUGCUGCAUGACAUGCCAACAUAGAAUCUGAUAUCAUGCACUCUCCAUUCCAUUUGUAUAUAUUUUUGGCUUGGAGUUGGGUUUUAAUUAUUUUUUUCUUUUGUUCUCUUUAUUAUUUUAGUUGUGGUUGUCCCAAUCUUUGUCUCCGUGGUUUCUUUCUUAUAACUUUUAGAAGCCAGAGACUGAAAGGGUGAUAUGGUAUAUUUUGGUUAUUGAAGAGGAAACUAGAAACGGUUUUGCUAGAAAAGCAUUUUUUGUUGGUAUUGGGUUA
Pyrus x bretschneideri (Chinese white pear) is the source of this 1446-nucleotide messenger RNA. RefSeq names its product homeobox-leucine zipper protein HOX11. Bases 152 to 1186 code for a protein of 344 amino acids. NCBI's taxonomy places the organism in Eukaryota, Viridiplantae, Streptophyta, Magnoliopsida, Rosales, Rosaceae. The record is from RefSeq and is a predicted model, not a curated record. Gene Ontology annotation, biological process: regulation of DNA-templated transcription. The transcript has 4 exons. Gene Ontology annotation, molecular function: DNA-binding transcription factor activity, RNA polymerase II-specific; sequence-specific DNA binding. Gene Ontology annotation, cellular component: nucleus.